GUGCCCUGUUCAAAGACUCCAGAGGGCCCCCUGAGCCUGCUAUGGGUGUCUAGGGAUGCUGGAGGCCUGAGAGGCACCAGUGGGAAGAGACAAGAAUGUGGAACCUGCAGCGGGCACAGCUCAGUUUCCUGGGACUUCCGUGAGAAGUCAAUGAGGGCAUGCACAUGAGAGUGACAGAUCUGGACAGAACAGGUCCCUGCGUGGACUCAAAGCUUCCUCUAGAAAAGAACACUUGAGCCCUGUCUCCCUUAUCCCCAGCCCAGUGGCUCACUGCCUUCCUACACUCCACUGGGAGCAGAGAAAGACCUGCCUUUGCUGAAAAGGCUACUGGCCCUGAGAGACAUCGGGACCUUCACCCUCCUCGUCACCCCUAAGGGCUUUCCUCUCCUGCAAGCAAAGAAAAAACACCAUCAGGCUCCUUCAAACACAAAUGGUCCAGGACAGGCACAGGCAGAGGCUCCACGCGGCUCGUUCCUGGCCUGUAGCAAUGCACUGCUCCGUGCAGGACCUGAGAAGAGGACAUAGAAUGUUCCAGGGAGGACCCAGGACCAGCCCAUGGGCUCAUGAGAAUACCUCACCAUGGGACAGCUGGACUUGUACCUUGUCUGGAGCUAGCCCCAGCCUCCCACUCCCUAUUCCGCAGUGAAUGCUAAUGGGGGCAGGGAGUGGAGUGGACAAGGAGCCAUGGGGAGACACAGACAGAAAAAUCAGGAUUGUUCUAUUUGCGGGAGAAGCCCCCAGCUCCCCGUGCCAUGGCAGUAGAAAUUUGGCAGGGGCGUCCCCGUCCAUGGGGCCUACUUCACCAUGUACCCGGACUUGGGACCAUCACAGACUUCGGAACCAUCAGGAACCUGGGAGCAACUGAAAGCUGAACUACAGUGGGCUUUCAGACACACAGCAGGCUGGCGGAGCACAAAUAGGACUGGUUCCCUCCAGGCCACCAGCAGGGCGGUGGAGGUCUUCACUGACUCCCUGCCUACCUCUCAGGACAAUGUCCUUUUGGCUCCACAGUCCCUGAAGCCAGAGCUGGUGGGGGCAGGGAGGCAGCCACCAGCCUCUAUAUGUAGUGGAGGAGGGGGUGUCCAGGGAGGGCUGCAUGAUCCUGAGAGCCCCCACCUCACCCGGCUGGACUAUCCUCUCACUUCAGGGUUUCUCUGGGCUUCCAUCUUGCCCCUGCUGAGCCCUGCUUCCUCCUCUACCAGCAGCACAACCCCCAGGCUGGGCUCAGAGACCUCAUGUGGUGGGAUCACUCAGUACCCCGAGACGGAGGGAAGGAGGGAGGGCUGCAGGGUUCCCCUUGGCCUGCAAACAGGAACACAGGGUGUUUCUCAGUGGCUGCGAGAAUGCUGAUGAAAACCCCAGGAUGUUGUGUCACCGUGGUGGCCAGCUGAUAGUGCCAAUCAUCCCACUUUGCCCUGAGCACUCCUGCAGGGGUAGAAGACUCCAGAACCUUCUCUCAGGCCCAUGGCCCAAGCAGCCCAUGGAACUUCAUAACCUGAGCUCUCCAUCUCCCUCUCUCUCCUCCUCUGUUCUCCCUCCCUCCUUCUCUCCCUCACCCUCCUCUGCUCCCUCUGCCUUUACCACUGCGGGGGGGUCCUCGGGAGGGCCCUGCCACCCCACCUCUUCCUCGCUGGUGUCUGCCUUCCUGGCACCAAUCCUGGCCCUGGAGUUUGUCCUGGGCCUGGUGGGGAACAGUUUGGCCCUCUUCAUCUUCUGCAUCCACACGCGGCCCUGGACCUCCAACACGGUGUUCCUGGUCAGCCUGGUGGCCGCUGACUUCCUCCUGAUCAGCAACCUGCCCCUCCGCGUGGACUACUACCUCCUCCAUGAGACCUGGCGCUUUGGGGCUGCUGCCUGCAAAGUCAACCUCUUCAUGCUGUCCACCAACCGCACGGCCAGCGUUGUCUUCCUCACAGCCAUCGCACUCAACCGCUACCUGAAGGUGGUACAGCCCCACCACGUGCUGAGCCGUGCUUCCAUGGGGGCAGCUGCCCGGGUGGCCGGGGGACUCUGGGUGGGCAUCCUGCUCCUCAACGGGCACCUGCUCCUGAGCACCUUCUCCGGCCCCUCCUGCCUCAGCUACAGGGUGGGCACGAAGCCCUCGGCCUCGCUCCGCUGGCACCAGGCGCUGUACCUGCUGGAGUUCUUCCUGCCACUGGCGCUCAUCCUCUUUGCUAUUGUGAGCAUUGGGCUCACCAUCCGGAACCGUGGUCUGGGCGGGCAGGCAGGCCCGCAGAGGGCCAUGCGCGUGCUGGCCAUGGUGGUGGCCGUCUACACCAUCUGCUUCUUGCCCAGCAUCAUCUUUGGCAUGGCUUCCAUGGUGGCUUUCUGGCUGUCCGCCUGCCGCUCCCUGGACCUCUGCACACAGCUCUUCCAUGGCUCCCUGGCCUUCACCUACCUCAACAGUGUCCUGGACCCCGUGCUCUACUGCUUCUCUAGCCCCAACUUCCUCCACCAGAGCCGGGCCUUGCUGGGCCUCACGCGGGGCCGGCAGGGCCCAGUGAGCGACGAGAGCUCCUACCAACCCUCCAGGCAGUGGCGCUACCGGGAGGCCUCUAGGAAGGCGGAGGCCAUAGGGAAGCUGAAAGUGCAGGGCGAGGUCUCUCUGGAAAAGGAAGGCUCCUCCCAGGGCUGAGGGCCAGCUGCAGGGCUGCAGUGCUGUGGGGGUAAGGGCUGCCGCGCUCUGGCCUGGAGGGACAAGGCCAGCACACGGUGCCUCAACCAACUGGACAAGGGAUGGCGGCAGACCAGGGGCCAGGCCAAAGCACUGGCAGGACUCAGGUGGGUGGCAGGGAGAGAAACCCACCUAGGCCUCUCAGUGUGUCCAGGAUGGCAUUCCCAGAAUGCAGGGGAGAGCAGGAUGCCGGGUGGAGGAGACAGGCAAGGCGCCGUUGGCACACCAGCUCAGACAGGGGCCUGCGCAGCUGCAGGGGACAGAGGCCAAUCACUGUCACAGCAGAGUCACCUUAGAAAUUGGACAGCUGCAUGUUCUGUGCUCUCCAGUUUGUCCCUUCCAAUAUUAAUAAACUUCCCUUUUAAAUAUA
Messenger RNA from Pan troglodytes (chimpanzee), 3044 nucleotides. It is a transcript of the gene OXER1, whose product is annotated as oxoeicosanoid receptor 1. The record is from RefSeq and is a predicted model, not a curated record. The transcript is spliced from 2 exons. The coding region runs from base 1364 to 2635 and encodes 423 amino acids. Gene Ontology annotation, molecular function: G protein-coupled receptor activity. Gene Ontology annotation, biological process: G protein-coupled receptor signaling pathway. Gene Ontology annotation, cellular component: plasma membrane. NCBI's taxonomy places the organism in Eukaryota, Metazoa, Chordata, Mammalia, Primates, Hominidae.